UCUGCACACGCUUGCAGGAGACGCAGCCGGCGGAGAUUAAAGGAAUGGAGAGGGGAGAGGAAGUCAGCUUGUAGAAGGCGAACCACAGACGCUGCCAAGAAGUGAUGAAGAAGAGUGAGAACAAAAAAAGACACACACACACACACACAACACUGAGAGAGGGUGUGAGCGAUCAUAGUACAGCAGGAGGUCUGAGCAGCAGCAGGGUCAUGUGGGAACCCCCCUCUGUUUUGAGAAGUUACACUGAAUUGGAUGUGCACGAUUUGCAGAAGCAAGACCACCCACCGACUUACACUCACCUCCACCGCCGCCCCUGCUUUAAGGAAGGCAGCGAGCAGAGAGUAGAAAGAGGAAGCAGCAUGUUGUCGAGCAGCUCUGAUCUUGGCGUUUCUCUAUUUCGUUACACCAAAUAAUGAUGUGCUUGUUGGAACGUUUCUCACUUGGGCUGCCUGCGACUGGAAGAGGAUUGUUCGCAUCAUGAGGACAAAUCAGUGCCGGACCGUCCUGCACGCGACCAUCUGGGCGGUGCUGCUCCUCACCUUCAGCGCUGACAGUAAAGACUCUGAAGCUGAGGAAUGCGUCGCAGGAAUUAAUGUUCGCCGCAACACAGUUUUCAAGGCCUUAGUUGGACAAGAACUCAGGAUUACCUGCACAGUUUUUUUCUGCAGCAGUUCAGCACCAACAGUCUCCUGGUUUAAAUUUGUGAAUGGUGUUCGGGUCCCUGUUAAUGUCAGCAGUAGAGGUCACAUUAAAACAAUGUGGGAACUGUCAACGAAGCAGGAAGGGAUGUCGUUUUUGAUCUUCCAGAACAUUCUCAGAAGCGACUCAGGUGUUUAUCAGUGUAGGGAUGGACGUGAUGUGAGUCACGGCAUCAAUGUUGUCGUCGAUGGUAAUAAUGAGACUACCAGUGUUACACCAACGCAUGGCACAAGUACGAUCAGUUUAUCUAACAGCUCAAAUUCUAAUGAUGACUCAUCAGAAGGCUUACUGAUCUAUGUGUACCUGGCUGCUGGGAUUGUCACGUUCGUCAUCAUCGUGAUAAUUAUAUCUGUCAUAUCGAUGCGAGGGUGUAAAGGGAAAUCAAAGAAGAAGACACAACCUGAAAAUCAAUACAUAGCGAUCCCCAUGGGCGAACAACCCCUCCGGUCCUCGCCGAGAGAAAGCCCCGCUGUGCCGCCGUCUCGGAGGUCUACCAAGAGAAAGGCGCCCAACGAGUCGACAUUAGCGAGAGACAAUGAGCAGGUGUGUGGCCAGAAGACAGUGGACAGAACGGGACAGAGGAACACAGCGGAGGAGGAGAGCAGCUCUGUUGUAUAUGCCGCCCUCAACCACCAGCGGCCGGCCAGGGCUGAUGCUCGGCCACGGAGGCUGGUGGAGGAAGGCUCGGAGUACGCAGCUAUCCGUGUGGCAUAAAGACCGGCUGGACUGAAUCACACUAGAAGAAUGUAAGACUGGUUUAUCCCCGCAUCAGGAGGAGCUCAGGAGGACAGUUAUGAGGAGAUGCAAUGAUCCUCUCACUGAGAGGAGUCAUCAUUUCUUCUACAUAAACUGCUUGUAUAUCGUGACAGACCCUCCAACCGAGUCCACCUGAGACCUCAGAGAUUGUUCCUGGAAUGUAAAAUGGUACAUGAGCACACAUGUAGAGGUGAUUAGACGUUGGAUUUUGGCAGAUUAGUAGGAAUACAUGCACUUCUGGUACACUGCAAUGCCAACCGGCGAUGCGUCGGUGCAGUUUGCUUUUCACUUCAGACAAAAUGGCACAUGCCAAAAGAAUCAACAACAAAAUACAACCUGCCUCAACAACACUGCAAACAGUACGGACGAACAAACACAUAUUUUUGGUUUUUGGUGCUCCUCAAAAUGAAGUUUCACCCAGCCCUAAAGCAAAAUCACCAAAAUGAUAAAAACUGGGAAUAAAAAUAGCAAUUCCUUUUUUAAAGCAGUUUUGGUAACUGGGGUUUCAUUUAGUCAACAUGUUGGUUCACUAGAUGGCCUGAAACAACAGGGGAAUGCGUAGAUUCCUGUCAAAAAGGGUCAUUCAGUUUCUAGUACGCGGACCGAUCGUGUUAAUUGUCAUCCCUCAAAGGCCUGUUCCGAGCCAGGACAAACUUUCAACUUUCCUCAAUGCUAAGCAGCCUUUCAUAACAUCCAUCCAGUGAUAAAUGUUUGAGUUAUUCAACAGAUAGAACAAGACGAAUGGCAAACUCAAACUCCCACGAUGCAUCCACAGCAGCCCAGAGAAGAAGUCUAAUCCGGCACAAUAAGUAAAAAAAAAAAAACACUUCCGUACGUGUAGCACAGCUGUUUAGGGCUUCUAGCAUUCGGAAAUCAGUGGCUUUUCAUGUUAAAUUUGAACAAAGCAAAGUAAAGAGGCUACAAUUGUUAUUCGCGUGUCGUGAGCAGCAGCUAGAAAAUUAGUUUGUAAGAUUUCCUGGUUUGCCUUCUCAAACUGUAAUAGACAGGAAAGGAACUGAAAUCGAGCUACUCAGUCCUCACACUGUUAUAAAUGCAUUUCUAUGAUUUUUUUUUUCUGAUUUGCGAUGUUGAAUGUUUUGCUUUAUGCCCUCACUGUAGGUUACAACUGAUGUUGCACAUCCGUGACUUGAAUUUACUCUCUAGCAUCAUCACAUCUGGUGACUGCAAUGGUUUCAUCCUUUAUUUAAUCAACUAUUGACUCAUUUCCUGCCUCCAUCAAAGAUCACUGAGCUUUUGUAAUUACUGAUUGUGAUUGUGUUGAGAAAUCGAGAAUGUGAUAUUAAUCAUUUUGUGCAAUUGAAUGACACAAUGUAUGUUUGUCUUUAAAUAAGAAUAUAUGACGCCAUCA
Messenger RNA from Stegastes partitus (bicolor damselfish), 2824 nucleotides. Its product is annotated as B- and T-lymphocyte attenuator-like. Lineage: Eukaryota; Metazoa; Chordata; Actinopteri; Pomacentridae. Gene Ontology annotation, biological process: immune response-regulating cell surface receptor signaling pathway. The record is from RefSeq and is a predicted model, not a curated record. Bases 478 to 1413 code for a protein of 311 amino acids. The transcript is spliced from 6 exons. Gene Ontology annotation, molecular function: signaling receptor activity. Gene Ontology annotation, cellular component: plasma membrane.